AGCAUCUGGUAAGAUCGACCCUUUUCACCUUUUUGACAACCUCAAUACUAACCAUCCUUCAGGGUCGGAUACGCCUACUGUGUCGCCGCAGGCUGCAGCUCCAGCUCCAGCAACACACCUUCCUCGGCUGCCAAAUCCUCAGCCCAAGCAAGCACCGCAAAGACCUCCACCGUCGCCACCGCCGCAGCACCAUCGACCAAGACAUCCACCUCCGCAGCGACUUCCACCGUCGUCGCAUCUUCCUCGUACAAAAUGUACAGCGGCAACGGCACUGUCGCCGCGGGCUGGCCCGCCCAAAACCAAUGGAUCGACUUCGACACCAUGUUCACCGCCAACAUCCCCAUCAUGAAGCAGUCCUGCGGCAACAACGGCUGGGGCGCCAACGACUCGGACGACGAAAUCGCCGCCAUAAAAGCCGCGAUCAAGAAGGUUUCGGCAUCCUCAGGCGUAGAUGCACGUUUCAUCCUCGCCAUCGUCAUGCAAGAAUCCAACGGUUGCGUACGCGUUGUUACUACCUCUUGGUCAGUCCAGAACCCGGGAUUGAUGCAAGAUCACGCAGGCACCGGCACCUGCAAUUCCGGCGGCGUGAUCCAGGAUCCUUGCCCCAGCAGUGAGAUUGAGCAAAUGAUUGUGGACGGCACUACCGGCACUACUUCUGGCGAUGGACUUGUGCAAUGUUUGAGCCAAGCCGCCGCGUCAGAUGUAUCGCAAUAUUACCGCGCCGCACGCAUUUACAACGGCGGAUACUCUGGGUUCAAGGCUGAUGAUUUGGGUACUGGAUGUUGCACGCUUUGUUAUGCAUCUGAUGUCGCCAACAGACUCACCGGAUGGAGUUCUGGUGUCAGUGGAUGUCAUUUGGGCACUGCAUAGACUACGAACAGAAAAUGGAUGAAAAAGACAAGGAAUGGUUCUUCAGAUGCUGGAUUCAUCUGAAUAUUGAAAGGAAAAAGAGGAGGAAAUAAAAUACACCCAUGACAUCAAACACGUUUCUUUUGUUUAUAUAGCUAUACCAUUACAUGCCAUGACGCAUACACUUGUCUUGGUUCUUCGCAAGCGAUUGAUUCAACAAUGCUAAAGACUACCCACCC
Aureobasidium pullulans EXF-150 is the source of this 1088-nucleotide messenger RNA. RefSeq names its product putative muramidase. The transcript has a single exon. The record is from RefSeq and is a predicted model, not a curated record. Bases 253 to 870 code for a protein of 205 amino acids. Lineage: Eukaryota; Fungi; Ascomycota; Dothideomycetes; Dothideales; Saccotheciaceae.